Molecule: messenger RNA, 1335 nt
Organism: Eimeria tenella
Lineage: Eukaryota; Apicomplexa; Conoidasida; Eucoccidiorida; Eimeriidae
Product: ornithine aminotransferase, putative
Exons: 4
Coding region: 1-1335 (444 amino acids)
Cellular component (GO): cytoplasm
Molecular function (GO): pyridoxal phosphate binding; identical protein binding; L-ornithine transaminase activity
Source: RefSeq, a predicted model, not a curated record
AUGUGUCUGCGCAGCCUGGGUUGUUGGAAGGCUUCAGCUUCCUUCAGCACCGGCAGACGCGACCGCGCACAAAGCAAAUCAUUUGACGAGUACCGUAAAGCAGUGGGCAUUAAAAGCCAAGAGGAAUACAUAAGACUUGAUGCCGCUAACUGCGCUCCUAAUUAUGUACCCACUCCUGUUGUUAUUUCACGAGGUGAAGGAGUUUACGUAUGGGACAUAGAUGGAAACAAGUAUUUGGACUUCGUUGCCGGGAUUUCAAGCCUAAACCAAGGCCACUGCCACCCGCGCAUAACAGAAGCGCUGAUAAUGCAGGCCAAGCGGCUGACUCUGACUUGUCGCGUCCUGCACAACGAUUGCAUGCCUGUCCUUUGCAAGUUCAUAAAUGACCUGCUAGGCUACGAGCGAACGCUGCUAAUGAACACAGGCGCGGAGGCGGGAGAGACGGCGAUAAAGGCAGCACGAAAGUGGGGCUACGAAGUGAAGGGCAUCAGGGAAAACAGAGCAAAAAUUGUCUUUUGCAAUAACAACUACUGGGGCCGGACUAUUGCCGCCGCCAGCUCCUCCACUACGCCUGACAAUUAUAGACACUUCGGCCCGUAUACACCAGGUUUCGAACUGAUACCCUUCGAUGAUUUACCAGCCCUAGAAAAGGCCUUAGAGGACCCAAAUGUUGCUGCGUUCUUCGUGGAGCCUAUUCAGGGGGAGGGCGGCGUGAUCAUUCCCCAGAACGGAUAUCUUAGGGGUGCUGCUGAGCUGUGCCGGUCGCGCAAUGUGCUGUUAAUAGUUGAUGAGAUACAGGCAGGGCUCGGAAGGACUGGGCGCAUGCUUGCCAGCGACUGGGAAGGAGUGAGGCCAGAUGUGGUCCUUCUGGGGAAGAGUUUGACGGGGGGAACUGUGCCGUGCAGUGCUGUCGUCACAAAUGCACAUGUAAUGAAUGUAUUUACACCUGGCACCCAUGGCUCUACGUAUGGCGGGAACCCCUUGGCUUGCGCAGUGGCAUAUGAGGCGUUGUCUGUACUGGUCGAUGAACAACUGGCUGAGAAUGCGAAAAAGCAGGGGCAAUUUAUGCGGGAUGAACUGAGUAAGAUGAAAGAAAAGUGCAACUUGGAAUGGAUUAGAGAUAUCAGGGGAAGAGGGCUGUUCAAUGCUGUGGAAAUAAAUGGAAGUAGUGGUGAAGCUAUGCAGCUCUGCAUAGAGUUAAAAAAUGAAGGAGUAUUGUGCAGGCCAACUAGAGGGAAUGUGCUGCGUUUCCUGCCACCUCUGUGCAUCGAUGAAGCACAAAUGAAGGAUGCCCUUCAGCGUAUUCAAAAUGUUUUCUGCAGGAAAACAUCGUGA